Molecule: messenger RNA, 1452 nt
Organism: Bipolaris oryzae ATCC 44560
Lineage: Eukaryota; Fungi; Ascomycota; Dothideomycetes; Pleosporales; Pleosporaceae
Exons: 2
Coding region: 1-1452 (483 amino acids)
Molecular function (GO): monooxygenase activity; oxidoreductase activity, acting on paired donors, with incorporation or reduction of molecular oxygen
Source: RefSeq, a predicted model, not a curated record
AUGGCAUCAGCAUCCAACAAGAUCGAUACCGAACCCUCGAAGAAGCGAAUCUUUCUCAAUGGCUUUGACAUGUUUACUCCUAGCCAUCUCAGCUUCGGCCAAUGGCGAAGGCCAGAGGACCGUUCGAAAGAUAAACGAAGAGACCUAUCAUAUUGGAUUGAUGUGGCCCAAAUACUCGAGCGAGGCGACAUCACUGCGUUUUUUCUGGCAGAUACAUACGGCCAGCAUGACGUCUACAAGGGAAGUGCAGAACCAACUGUGCGCACUGCUUGCCAGUACCCAAUGGGCGAUCCUUCGAUACCGGUAACUGCCAUGGCCGCAGCGACCAAGAACCUAUCUUUCGCCAUUACGACAAGCACCAGCUACGAGUCGCCCUUUGUUGUUGCAAAACGCUUCUCCACAAUUGAUCACCUCACAAAGGGACGCUUUGGCUGGAAUAUCGUCACUUCGUUCAAAGAGUCCGCUGCAAAGGCUGUUGGUGUUCCAUUUGUCGAGCACGACAAGCGAUAUGCAAUUGCAGACGACUACCUACGCUGCCUGUACAAAAUCUGGGAAGCUUCUUGGGCGGACGAUGCGCUGAAGGAAGAUGCUGAGAACGAGAAAUAUGCUGAUUUUGAUCGAAUCCGGUACAUUCAACACCAAACUGAGAUUUUCAAAAUCAAUGCGUCUCAUAUAUUGGAUCCUUCUCCUCAACGUACUCCAUUUCUGUUUCAGGCAGGGACUUCAUCUGCAGGCAUGGCAUUUGCCGCAAGUCAUGCCGAAGGCGUGUUCGUGGCUGCCCCUUCGCCGCAUAUCCUAGCACCACGCGUGGCAAACAUCAGACGGGAAGCCGAAGCUCUUGGUCGUGAUCCUCGGUCAGUGAAAGUGUUCGCAGUCAUCACGCCUAUCAUCGGACACACUCAAGAAGAGGCCCAAGAGAAGUAUCAGAGGGCGCUCGAAUUCGCCAGCGCUGAAGGUGGCCUAGCUUUCUAUUCAUCCAACGCUGGAAUCGAUCUGAGCAAAUACGACCUUGAUUGCGAGAUUACGCCAGACGAUGUGAGCGUUGACGGUCGCGUGCACUCUCUUGUCAAUUCACUAAAAUAUCACGGCAAUGACACACCAUCCUGGACCCCUCGAAAUAUCGGGAAAGCAGUUAGUUUGGGUGGAAACGGACCUGUACCUGUGGGAAAUGCAGAGAAGGUCGCUGAUAUUCUUGAAGAAUGGAUUGAGAUAGCGGAUCUCGACGGGUUCAAUGUUGGCUAUGUGGUUAGCCCGGGCAGCUUUGAGGACCUGGUUGAUCUUCUGGUCCCUGAGCUGAGAAGAAGGGGACGGUAUCCCGAGAAGAAAGACCUAGACAGUGGAGUGACAUUGCGCGAACAGAUAUACGGAAGAGGCCAGAGCAAGCUUCGAAACGACCAUAUUGGUAGUAGUUAUAAGUACGAGCACUACGAGAAGAUAGUAGGAGGUGUUUGA